CAACUCAAACACUAAAGCAACACAGACGGCCAUCUUAUAUUGGCUUCACUGAUCACUGCCUAAACUCUAAUUAUUAUCCAAUUGGGUUAGUUUCUUCAAUGAACACAUGACUUGUUGUCUUGUUGUAUUACAUGCUGUAGAUAAAAUUUAGCAUAUGUGCAUUUGUAAACCAAUACAGCUGACUUGACUGACAUUUACUGAUUAUCUAGAGUAAUCGAGGCUGUUAAUGUGGUCAGCAAAACUCUUAUAUAUAUAUUUGUAUAUAUUUUUGAGUUUGAUUCCACCAAACAUGCUUCUCUAUCCAGCCUUUCUAUGAAAAAGGAUUGCGGUUCAGAAGAGACUCGCACCGGUUCUCAGUACUGUUGAUAUUAGCUCAUUCCGCACACAUGGACAUCUGCCACAUCACUGGAAACAGGUCAGGAUCUCAUCAUAACCUUCAUGUAUGAAUGUGGGAGAAAUUAAUCUGCUGGAAGCAAUAAAUCAUAAUCUCGCUUUAUUUUUAAAGCUGUUUUUAUUUCUUAUUUGUAACGUUGUUUGCUCAUGGGUCAGUUGCUCCAGUCGGAUAAAUGAUCUGAGAAUAGACACACAGUCAUGUCUGUGCAGGUUUCUUGAUAACCCGUCCUCCGGUUGCAUCAUGACGCAUCAAUGUAUUGACUGAUUUCAGAAGAGUCAAGAGUUUAGGUGCUAAUCUUUGAAGAGCUGUGAGAGAAAUUUCCGUGUAUCACAUUAUGAAACAUCAGUCAGACCACGUCCAUUUCCCUGAUCAGUGGGCGGGGCUUUCGCGCUCCCUGAACGCCAUUGGCUGAGCCCCGGAAAGGUGUGCGCGGAAGGCGGGCGCUCGUACGAUAUAAGCAGAGCACCGUGAGCGCGUGCAAGGUGAUGAUCCGCGCGCACUGGAGAAGAUGCUGCCUCAGACUCUGAAGCUUACCGGCAGGAGCGCGCUCCCUCUGCUCAGGUGGGCUGACGUCAUGCGCGCGCCCCCGUCUCAGCAGGUGAAGACACUCGAGCACAUGCCCGGACCUUCUUCCGCGGGAUUCCUGUGGGAUCUGUUGUUCAGACGCGGACUCACUCGCCUCCACCAGAUGCAGCUGGAGGGCAGGCGUAAGUACGGGCCGGUGUGGAAGGCCCGUUUCGGACCCAUCCUGACGGUUCAUGUGGCAGAACCGGAUCUGAUCGAGCAGGUUCUGCGUCAGGAGGGCCAUCAGCCUAUGCGAUCCGAUCUCUCGUCCUGGAAGGAUUACCGGCGGCUCCGGGGAGAAGGGUUCGGACUCCUGACAGCUGAAGGCGAGGAGUGGCAGAGCGUGCGGCGUCUGCUGGGGAAACACAUGUUACGACCCCAAUCUGUGGAGGCGUACGACCUCACGCUGAACUCUGUCGUCACGGACCUCGUGGAGAAGCUCAAGCUACGCCAGCGGGAGAACGCUAGCGGCCUCGUGUCCGACGUCUCGGCCGAGUUCUACCGCUUUGGUCUCGAAGGCAUUUCCUCGGUGCUGUUUGAGUCCAGGAUCGGCUGCCUCGACCCAGUGGUUCCAGUGGAGACGGAGCGCUUCAUCCAGUCCAUCAACAGCAUGUUCGUCAUGACUCUCCUCACGAUGGCUAUGCCUCAGUGGCUCCACCGGCUCCUUCCCAAACCCUGGGAAACCUUCUGCCGCUGCUGGGACGACAUGUUCCGGUUCGCGAAAGGUCACAUCGACCAGCGUCUUGAGGAGGAGAAGCAGAAGAUGUCUCGAGGAGAGUGUUUAGAGGGACGAUACCUGACCUAUUAUCUGUCUCAGGCCGGCGUGCCGCUGAAGUCUGUGUACAGUAAUGUGACCGAGCUGCUCCUCGCUGGCGUCGACACGAUCUCCAGCACGCUGUCCUGGUCCCUGUACGAGCUCGCUCGGCAUCGGGAGGUCCAGACGGCCCUGCGGGACGAGGUUCUGGGCGUGAUGAAGGACCGGACCGUCCCAAACGCAGGCGACGUCGCUGCCAUGCCUCUCAUGAAGGCCGUGAUCAAGGAAAUCCUCAGGCUCUAUCCUGUAAUUCCGGCCAAUGCGAGGGUCAUCCCAGAUAAAGAUAUUAAAGUUGGAGGAUAUCUCAUCCCUAGAAACACUCUGAUCACUCUCUGCCACUACGCCACGUCCCGUGACCAGAAACACUUCCGAGACCCGGACUCCUUCGUCCCGCAGCGCUGGAUGAGUCGCUCCGAGGGAAACCAUCCGUUCGCCUCGGUUCCCUUCGGCGUGGGCAAACGCAGCUGCAUCGGCCGGCGCAUCGCUGAGCUGGAGCUUUACCUGGCGCUUUCCAGGAUUUUAAUGCACUUUGAUGUGGAGUCGGCAAAAGAGAACGACACAGUCCGUCCGAUGACCAGGACUCUUCUGGUUCCAGAGAGACCGAUCAACCUGCGUUUCAUUGAGCGCUGAUCCGGAGGUCAGAGGUCAUCAGGACCCGGUGAGACGGAACUGGCCGUCUCUGAUGGUGAGAUCCAGAGAGCCAGAACGAUUCUGUGAUGUCCCGAAGAGAAGCAGGCCCGAACCGGCGAUGUGUCUGCGACCCGCUGUGCAACGGUGUGGAUCUGCGCGACUCAGAGACUGGCCACUGAAGCGCGACCUCGCAUUCAUCAUCCAUGCAAACAUACGAAUGUAAGAAACGCCAAAGACGUCCAUUGCUGGAUGAAGAUGCACAGAAAGGACUUUUGGUUUCUUCCGGACUCGGAAAGUGGAAAGGCACAGGAAUCUCGCCACUAUAUUUACAGCUGUUCAUUUGUAGGUACUUUUAUGUAAAACAGCUCACAAAUGAGGAGAGUCCAUGGAGAGCAGCGUAUGGUCAAGUGCAGAUUUGGUGCUAAUUUACUGUCAGUCUAAGAGCACCACUGUGAUCCAUCUCUGGCCUUAUUCGCUGUGGUCACUUGCUGUCUAUUGAAAAGAAACAUGUCAGCGUUGGCGGACCCCGCAUGUGCUUUAUAACCCAUAUAAAGAUAUUUUUCACAUGUAUUGGUGAACUGGCAUAACAUCAGCCAUCCAUACAUACAUAUUCAGGAAUAAUAGACUAAAUAAUUGCUGAUAAACCAUAUUCAGUGUGAUUAAUUAAUAAAUCACUCCAUAUGUGUUUAUUAAAUAGGUCUCACUUUAUUUUAGGUGUCUUUAACUACAAUGUACAAAAAAGGUGUUCUUGUAAUUAUUCAUUUUAAAUAUUAAAUAAUAUUAAUCAACUACAUGUACUUUAGGGGUUUGUUUAGGUUUACUUGCAUGUAUGUAAUUAUGCAUAAUUUAAUGUUAUUACUAUAGUGAGUUGUUAUUGAUGUGGACACUGGUAAGGUUGGGGACGGUUAAGGGUUAAAGGUCGACAGUGUAAUUAUAGUUUGAAUUACAGAAAUGAAUCACAACUGUAAUUACAUGCAGGUAUUUUUAAAAAUAAUUACACCAUAAAACAUUCGGUGCAUUUUACCAAAUGGUUAAUUGACAUGUUAGUACAUACUAGUUAGAGACACUUGAUGUAAAUGACACACCAUUCGUUAAUUUAACAUUUUCUUUCAAGUAAAUUUCAAUGGAAACUGCAUUUACUGUUUUCUUAAAAAGAAUUCAUGUUUCUGGUUAUAAAGUGUCUGCUUUUGAUAAAAACUAUAAGUAAAACUUGUGGCUCGCUCCUAUUAUUAUGCAGUCCAUGAUAUUCACCGAAGCUUGACCUACUUCAGGGGCCGACACACGGCGGGUUUCUCAGAACCAGAUUGCAGAGAUCUGCUGUUCUAGUAACACAGGCUGAUGAACACAAGGCCACUCUGUGUUUGCUCUGACAUUUCCAGCCGAAGUCUUUGACAGAUGUACAAGGAUCAGAGUGAUCAAAGCUCAUGUGUGCUUCCAUCAUUAUUACUGGGAACUGUGCAGGAGCCGAUUAGCCAGUCCGGGUGUCCAGAUGUGGACUGGGAGGGUUCUGGUGGCCCCAAAGCACGUUCUGAUGACCAUGUUAACAUUCGGUGUCAUAAGUGGGUGGGAAUUUAUUUUGAUAACAUAACAGCAAAUAAGAAUUGAAAUAAAUUGAAGAACUGAGGUCAAUCAAAUGGUAAUCUCUAGAAUUGUUAGAACCAUCUGCCAUUCUCAAGUAUUUUUUCGUUUUAUUUAAAAAUCUUAAUGCUAUGCUUAUUUGAAAGCUCCAAGUGUGAAUGCAAUAGCAGUCAAAAAUAGUUAUACGUUAUUUUUGCACAGCAAGUCCUAAACCGGUGGAAAGACGCCAUACUGUGGUGCAGGACUGUUCGGGAACUGAAAGUCUGACAUAUGCAAUAAUACUCUGAAAAAUAGUAUGAUAAAUAGUAUGGCUCAUAUUGUAUGAUAUAUUGAGAAUAUUGUAGAGGAGGACAAAAACACCAGACAACAAAAAUCAGUGAUAUUUAAAGAUUAAAUUAAAUAACAGACUAUAAUAGAGGCGAGCAGAUGAACCAGAACAUGAAUGCAACAUUCAGCGUUUUUCCAUAGAAAACCAUUAUAAAGAAAAUGCUUUCCCUUUCUGUUGACCAGCCUACACAUUAUGAGUCGUGGUCUCAUUGGCACAAAUUAAUGUAGAUAAGUUUUGAUCCAGAACUGUAUUGAUCCCAGAUUGAUUCCUUUCUUUUAUGUCACAGAGUGACUUCCGAAGCUUUGUUUGGUCACAUGCUUUUUCUGCUCUGUCUGCUGUGAAGUGUUUGAUAUUGUGGAGAGAACAAGUCUGACCACCAGAUGUCGCUAAUGCGCAUUGUGCUAAAAGCCUCACACGCCUCACAAAGCCCUGGCUUCCCUUCACUAUUAUAAAGAAAAUGCUGUAGCGAACAUUUGGCAUUUUGCGUUUAGGUUCUAAGUUCAUCUGCUCGCCUGUAUAUAGUCUGCAUCAUCAAUACGCUGUAUACUGAGCUGUAUAAGCUGUAUCUUUCAAUAUCAUGUGAGAUAUUAGUGUGUGAGUCUGAGACACCAUACCAGCUGUGUGUGUGAGAGACACCUAACCCCAGCUGUGUGUGUGUGUGAGACUACGGUGUUUUUAAUACUAACUUAUAUGUUAUUUUUGUGUAGUUCAAUGCUUCUAUAGUGUGACAUAAAAAUGUUGUCUCCCAUUUACAAAUAAAAACGAAUAAAACAG
This is a messenger RNA of Pimephales promelas (fathead minnow), 5082 nucleotides long. RefSeq names its product cytochrome P450 family 27 subfamily B member 1 (gene cyp27b1). Gene Ontology annotation, cellular component: mitochondrial inner membrane. Gene Ontology annotation, molecular function: monooxygenase activity; heme binding; oxidoreductase activity, acting on paired donors, with incorporation or reduction of molecular oxygen. Gene Ontology annotation, biological process: cellular response to peptide hormone stimulus; C21-steroid hormone biosynthetic process; glucocorticoid biosynthetic process. NCBI's taxonomy places the organism in Eukaryota, Metazoa, Chordata, Actinopteri, Cypriniformes, Leuciscidae. The record is from RefSeq and is a predicted model, not a curated record.